Molecule: messenger RNA, 4851 nt
Organism: Triplophysa dalaica
Lineage: Eukaryota; Metazoa; Chordata; Actinopteri; Cypriniformes; Nemacheilidae
Exons: 3
Coding region: 1235-2428 (397 amino acids)
Molecular function (GO): catalytic activity
Source: RefSeq, a predicted model, not a curated record
GCUUUCUCUCUAAUGCCCAGUCCAUCCGCAACAAGAUGGAUGAGUUACGGCUUCAACUGGCUGCACAUAGUUCGAUUUACAACUGUUGCUGAAUGAUCUUUUCUGAAACCUGGCUGGACCCAACCACUCCGGACACGAAUACUAAGGUAGCUGGAUGAAACGCCUACAGAGCACACAGGACAGUGGACUCGGUCAGAACUGGAAGCAUUGGAGAAGCAGAUCCACGAUCUACUCGAGAGGCAAACACGUCUGCGAGAACGAAAAAUGGCGCUGGAAACAUCCCGGGCUGACGCUCGCAAAGCUGCGAUCCCAGGCUUCAAGAACACGACGAGCCGAAAUGAACUUCACUCCUGCACCUGCACACGCACGGCAGGAGGCGAAAUCCAGGACCGGAGCGAUGAACUCUCCCCCACCGCCACGACCGGUCUUCGAGAUUUCUACGAGAAAUCGCUAUGCUGCCCUCUGCGAGACGAAAUCCAACGCUGUUGUCAUCGGAGACUCAAUCGUCCGGAAAGUACGCCCCUCCUUCAAUGAAGGUAAGGUGCGCACUCACUGUUUUCCUGGCGCCCGUGUUCUCAAUGUCUCUGCGCAGGUAACUGCGAUUCUGAAGGACGACGAAAGAUUGGGAGCCGUAGUUCUGCACGCGGGGGUGAAUGAUGUGAGAAUGCGACAGUCGGAGAUCCUGAAGAGGGAUUUCAGGAGUCUGGUCGAUACUGUUCGCAACGCAUCGCCCACGGCGAGGAUCAUCGUAUCAGGGCCGCUUCCUACUUACCGACGAGGGAACGAAAAGUUCAGUAGACUAUUUACGCUUAAUAAUUGGUUAAUGUCAUGGUGUAUUGAACAGAAGCUGCUCUUUGUAAAUAAUUUUGAUCUGUUCUGGGAGCGACCAAGGCUCUUCCGCCCCGACGGGCUGCACCCCAGCAGCAUUGGAGCGGAAAUUCUGUCUGACAACAUCUCAAAGACGCUACGCACCAUUUGACUAGUAAGUACAAAUUUUAACUACAGUCUGUGUUCUUCUCACCCAACUGUUAAGAAUGUUACUGCUUUCAAAUGCAUAGAGACUGUGUCUGUCCCCCGAAUAAUACAACCAAAUAAUAAUUUAUUUAAAAGUCAGAGAAAAAAUCUUAUCAUGAUUAAACCAUAAGACAAUAUGUUUAAUGAGCAAAACCAACGCCUAUAGUUUGGGCUACUUAAUAUUAGAUCACUAAAUCCAAAGGCAGUUAUUGUAAAUGAUAUGAUCACAGACAACAGUUUUGAUAUACUCUGCCUUACUGAAACUUGGCUUACGCCAAAUGAUUACUUCAUUCUAAAUGAGUCUACUCCACCAAGCUACGGUUAUAUUCAUGAGCCACGUCCGGUUGGUCAAGGUGGUGGUGUCGCAACAAUCGUUAGAGACUUUCUUACCGUUACUCGGAGAACAAUGCAUACAUUUAAAUCAUUUGAAGUGCUUGCGUUGAACAUAACUGUUCCAAAUAAAAGUAAAAAACAAUUGGUCUCUCUUACAUUGGUUACUGUGUAUAGACCCCCUUGGCCUUACACUAAUUUUCUGAUAGAGUUCGCAGAGUUCUUAUCGGAUCUAUUGGUUAACGUCGAUAAAGUACUGAUUGUUGGAGAUUUUAAUAUCCACGUAGAUAUUGCUAACGAUCCAUCAGCUGUGGCGUUUAAAGAACUACUAGACUCUUGUGGUGUAAAACAAUACUUCAAUAGACCUACUCAUCGCCUUAAUCAUACCCUAGACUUGAUUAUAUCUCACGGAGCCGAUCUAACCAAUAUCGAUGUUAUACCUCAAAGCGACGAUGUUUCCGAUCACCAUCUUAUAACAUGUACACUGCGCACUGCAGAAAUCAGUUGUAUAUCUCGUUAUCGACAAGGUAGAACAAUCACCUCAACUACUAAAGAUAGUUUCGUAAAGAACUUGCCAGAUCUGACUCCUCUAAUAGCCUUUCCAACUAAUAUAGAAUCGCUCGAUGACAUGACCAGCAACAUGGGCACCAUUUUCUCUAUUGCAUUAGAAGCGGUCGCACCUAUGAAGUCAAAAAGGAUUAAUGGAAGGAUCAUAGCAGCAUGGUAUAAUAACACCACUCGCACUCUAAAAAGAGAAACGCUUAAACUGGAGCGAAAAUGGAAACAAACCCAAUUAGAGGUCUUUAAAAUUGCAUGGAAAGAGAGUGCAAGCUGUUACAAAAAGUCACUAAAAGCAGCAAAAGCCGAGCACUUCCAUUAUCUCAUAGAAAAUAACAAAAACAAUCCAAGGUUUUUAUUUAGUACAAUUGCUAAACUAACAAACAAACAGACUCCACCUGACCUGGGUAUUCCGCCGCACCUUGGUAGCAAUGAAUUCAUGAAGUUUUUUACUGAGAAAAUCGAAACAAUACGAGACAACAUAGCUAAAACCAAACCUCCAAGUGUGUCGGAAGAAUUUGUUUAGAGUUAGAGUGUAAAAGCUAGAGUGUUUCUCUCCUAUAAAUCAGGAAGAUUUAAUUACAAUUAUUGCAACAUACAAACCGACGACAUGCUUAUUAGACCCCAUUCCGACUACUUCAUUAAAAUAAUUACUACCUGCUGUAAUUGAGCCCAUUUGUAACAUAAUCAACUGGUCAAUUAAUCUAGGACAUGUCCCAGGGCCCUUUAAGCUGGCACAAUUAAGCCUCUUCUCAAAAAACCAAACUUAGACCCAAAUGAACUUGUAAGCUAUAGACCGAUUUCAAAUCUCCCGUACUUGUCUAAAAUACUAGAAAAAGUAGUGUCAACUCAACUGUGUACCUUCCUACAAAAUAAUGACAUGAACGAAAAGUUUCAGUCUGGCUUUAGACUGCAUCACAGCACUGAAACUGCGCUCGUUAGAAUUACAAAUGACCUCCUUAUUGCAUCAGAUAAAGGCAACAUCUCACUUUUAAUCCUGCUUGACCUUAGUGAUGCUUUCGAUCCUGUAGUCCAUAAAAUACUACGUUUACACAAUUAUACCUUUAUUCAGGGACAGGCACUGCAAUGGUUCAGAUCUUACUUAACAGACAAAUAUCAAUACGUCCAUUUAAAUAGGAAAUUGUUAAAUCUUACGCAAGUAAAUUAUGGAUUACCUCAGGGAUCGGUUUUAGGACCCUUGCUUUUCUCCAUAUACAUGCUGCCCCUCGGCAACAUUAUAAGAAAACAUGGAAUUAGCUUCCACUGUUAUGCAGAUGAUACUCAGCUAUAUAUCUCAUCAAGACCAGAUGAUUCCUUUAAACUAUCCAAACUGGCAGAGUGCAUCGAGGACAUAAAACAUUGGAUGACUAGUAAUUUCCUCCUUUUAAAGUCUAGCAAAACAGAAAUAUUACUUAUAGCACCAAAAUCAAGUAAACAGAAUAUCUCCGAUUACAGCCUGCAAAUUGAAAGCUGCACUGUUACUCCAACAAAUACAGUUAAAGAUCUAGGUGUUAUAUUAGACGGCAACCUGUCAUUUAAAAAUCACAUCUCAAAUAUCACAAAAACAGCCUUCUUCCACCUUAGAAAUGUUGCCAAAUUAUGAAAUAGUUUAAUAUUUAAAGACGCAGAAAAGCUUAUUCAUGCAUUUGUGACCUCACGGCUUGACUAUUGUAAUGCUCUACUUGUCCUGUAUCAUCGAUAAACAAACUACAGUUAGUUCAGAAUGCAGCUGCCAGAGUUCUUACUAGGUCAAGAAAAUACGAUCACAUAACCCCAGUUUUAUCAUCGCUUCACUGGCUACCCAUUAAGUAUCGUAUUGAUUUUAAAAUUCUUUUAAUUACUUACAAAGCCCUGAUCGGUUUAGCACCUACUUACUUAACCGAGCUUUUAUCACGUUACAACCCAUCACGCUCUCUAAGAUCUCAAAACUUGACAACACCUAGAAGAACAAAAUCCACCAAAGUAGGGCCGAGCUUUCUCAUACGUAGCACCUAAACUCUGGAAUAGCCUUCCUGAUACUAUUCGAGGGUCAGACACACUCUCCUAAUUUAAAUCUAGAUUAAAGACACAUCUUUUCAGCCAAGCUUUCACUUAAUGCAUAGUUAAUGAACAGCAGCUACGCUAAUUAUUCUCCUUAUUCUCUUUCCGCCUCUGCCUCGGGAUGCCCAACCCGAGGUAGGAAGAAGUUCCACCAUCUCCAGACAACCGACAGAUGCCCAUCCCAAAUUUGAGAUUACACCAGCUACAGCUGCAGACUGACUGACCAUCCCAGCUCCAUCUAAGGCAAUUCCACCACCAGCCAAGAUAAAUAUUACCAUCGGACCAUCCAAGCUCAGACCACUACAUCCCCAACCAAGAGCAAAGACGGACUAUUUGUCUUAUUAAUGCUGAAGUUACAAUAUUUGGUAUUAAAUGCUAAACUAAAAUCACAUGUCACCAGUUUGAGUGCAGCUAUGACACGUCAGAGGGGAUCUGGCCCUCCCGGUUGAGCCUGGUUUCUCCCGAGGUUUUUUUCUCCAUUAAUCAAUCAUUGGAGUUUGGGUUCCUCGCCACAGCAGGGCAGUGUUGGCCUGCUCACCGGGAGACUGCAUUCAUUCAUUUAUUUAUUUAUUUAGAAAUGAGAUAUUAUUUAUUAGAAUGAUCUUACUCGUUGUAUAAACACCAUGCACUGUGCUGUGUUGUAACUUUUCUGUUUUUCCUGUUUGCCCCUGUAAAGCUGCUUUGAAACAAUACAAAUUGUGAAAAGCGCUAUAUAAAUAAACUUGAAUUGAAUUGAAUUGAAAGCGCAGAAAUGCCAUAGCACCAGAAAUACAAGUAAUCAUGACAUUUACAUCUUUAGCAACUGGAGAAAUGGAGCAGACAUGAUUUGGUACUUCUAUGGGAAUCACACAAACAUUUAUAGCACGCAAAUUAACUUAUUGUGUCACUGUUCAUUUUCUAUAAAAUGUA